Molecule: messenger RNA, 766 nt
Organism: Cornus florida
Lineage: Eukaryota; Viridiplantae; Streptophyta; Magnoliopsida; Cornales; Cornaceae
Product: peptidyl-prolyl cis-trans isomerase Pin1-like
Exons: 2
Coding region: 103-555 (150 amino acids)
Cellular component (GO): cytosol; nucleus
Molecular function (GO): peptidyl-prolyl cis-trans isomerase activity
Source: RefSeq, a predicted model, not a curated record
ACUGGUACUAACACAACCUUCUCGUCACAAUUCUAAGCAAAAACAGGUAAAAGUCAUCAUCUCUCCUCUCUCUCUAUAUAACAAAUAUAUAUAUAUAUAUAUAUGCAUAUACCUGUAAAGAUAGAGUCUGAUCGGAAGAGGAAGAAGACUUCGAUCGCGUCGUCAGAUCGGACGGAGAAGCACAAGAAGAAGAGCAAGAUGUCAUCUGAUAAAGUUAGGGCUUCGCAUAUUCUGAUAAAGCACCAAGGAUCUCGAAGGAAGGCUUCCUGGAAGGAUCCAGAAGGGCGAGUCAUCAGCACCACAACUAGAGACAGCGCUGUCUCUCAGCUCAAAGCUCUCCGCGAUGACAUCGUCUCCGGAAAGGCCAAGUUCGUCGACGUCGCCGCUCGUCACUCCGAUUGCAGCUCCGCCAAGCGCGGCGGCGAUCUCGGUUCAUUUGGCAGGGGUCAGAUGCAAAAGCCUUUUGAAGAAACAACUUAUGCACUGAAGGUUGGCGAGAUGAGCGAUAUUGUGGAUACUGACAGUGGAGUUCACAUCAUCAUGAGAACAGCUUGAUUAGUGAUCAACAAUCUUUUAUGGGAUUUAUUGAUGCCAGCAUUUUACUGAUAUGAAAUUUUCGUGUCUGAUUAUGCAAAAUAACCUUGCUGUAAUAGUGCCUAUAGCCAAUGCUUAAAGGUGGUGUUUUCUCUGCUGUUAUUCUUCAGGACCGACUGUGGCCUACGUGCACGAUAUGAUUCCAUUGUUUCAGAACUUUUUCUUUUACUCA